AUGGCUGACACGAUCACCGAGAACGCGGCUAGCAUCGGUUACAAAUACGCGGAACAUUACUACGCGGUAUUGCGUACGCUACCGGGAUGCAUAGAUCAGUUUUACGACGAUUUCGGCGAGUAUCAGACGGUAUUCGAAAACGGAACCGUCGUCUGGGCCAGAACACGGGUGGAAGCAACAAUAGCUUUAAUGCGACCAAUAUCCGACUCAAGGUUAAUCGUUAACUCGAUUAUUACGGUACCGUGUGGAGGAUCGCUUGACCGCUUGAUGGUCACCGUGAACGGAGAGUCGUUCACGCAAGUUUUCAUCGUGGAGUACCGUCCAGAACGGCCGCUCACAUAUAUCAUUGUGUCGUCUGUGACUCGACACUUCUCCGCCGGACCAGUCAACGACCGGCAGAAUCUAGAGACGAGGUUCAUAGCAGGUGACUGUGCUGCUAACACAGGAUUGCCAAUGGCGGGAGUAAAAACGAAGGGACAAGUAUACUAUGCGCUUAAUUUAGUAACGUACUACGAAACUCUUUCCGAUAACGACCCCGAGAACAAACGAUCCGAUAUCGCCGCAAAAAUCUUACAACACAUAUUGCCCGGUAUACCUCCUCUAGAUAACCAAAUCUCCCAAAAACCCUUCCCUAUAAAUAACGCUACCAACAACCUGUCACACAGAAUUUUAAACCAUAUACUUCUCCACAUACCUCCUCCUGAAAUCAAACCAUAUUCUCUGAAUAUCGCUACCGGCAUGGUACAACCCACUUUGGCCGAAAAUAACUUACAAAUUGGAAUCGUAAAACCUGUACCCAAUACCAUCGAAGUUUCAACAUUUCACGAAAACCUUUCUGAUUAUAAACCCGAGAACUCACAAUCCUACAUGGCCGUCAAAAUCUUAAAACACAUAAUGCUUCAUGUACCUCCUCCGGAUAUCCGAACCUCAAAAGAACCCUUCUAUACGAAUAACGCUACCGGUAGUUUACAACAUAAUUUGGCCGAAAAUAACCUACAACUCGAAAUCGUAAAACCUCAACCUAAUCCCACCGAAGUUUUAACAUUUCACGAAUCCCUUCACGAUAUCGUCCCCGAGAACACACAAUCCCACAUGGCCAUCAAAAUCUUACAACACAUAUUGCUCCAUGUACCUCCUCCGGAUAUCCGAACCUCAAAAGAACGCUUCAAUACGAAUAACGCUACCGGUAAGUUACAACCCACUUUGGCCGAAAAUAACCUACAUCUUGAAAUCGUAAAACCUGUACCAUAUCCUACUGAUGUUUCAACAUUUCUCGAAUCCCUUCCCGAUACCGACCCCGAGAACAAACAAUUCCAUAUGGCCGUCAAAAUCUUAAAACACAUAAUGUUCCAUGUACUUCCUCCAAAUAUCUGA
This is a messenger RNA of Cinara cedri, 1374 nucleotides long. Lineage: Eukaryota; Metazoa; Arthropoda; Insecta; Hemiptera; Aphididae. The record is from the annotation of a GenBank genome assembly.